AUGUAUGGUCUGGCGCUGGACGGUAAGAAACACCGCUGCUCCUACUACAACAAACACAACAAGGUCCUUAGCCCGAACGCGGUGAUCAAGCGACGCGGCUACUCGAUCGCUGUGUACGGCAUGGAUAUCGGCCGUCAACAGAAGGCCUUGGCCGAGAGGAUUAGGAUUGCCAACGCCAGCCGCCUGGCCGCAACGCCCACCGAGAUUACAUAUCUCGGCUGGGUGCGGCUGUGGAAGACUAUUACCGAGAAGGGCAAGCCCUCUACGCUGAUGGUCGAACUGGAUAGUCUGAAUACGGUAAACGUCCUCCUCAGCGGGGGCUUUGUGCUCGACGUACUAUCGGAGAAACCGGGUCUCAACAGCGAUACCAUCGCCCGAACCGCCUCCGAGCCCGAGGUAAUGGUGGCUUUUAGCAAGAGCUGCCGGAAAUCGACUGUAAAGAAGCCGGAAACCGUACUGGUUCCGGCUGUGGAGGCCGAUGCUGUGAUUAAUACCGACCGCGGUAAGCAGCUGAAGUACUGCUAUGAGGAGGAUGAUCGAGAAAUUAUAGAGGUUGAUAUCCGUAGCUGUAGUUCUUCCGCGGUCCGGUACCGAUUGAGAUUUCUUAGUAUUCUUACGCUGCAGGUCCCGGGGAAAGACCGCGUUCAUAUUUAUAAUGUAUAUCGGCCCGGUAAGAGCAGUGACCAACGCGAAACCAACAAGCCCGAGCCGACGCCCGAGCCCGAAGACGAGGACCUCCGUGAGGAGAAAGAGAAUCCGGUGCUUGAACUGCUUACUGCGGCCCUGCAGGAACCGGGGGAGUAUAUGAAUCUGCCGGGGUAUAUCUAUACUGACGACGCAGCCAGCCGGCUGCUCGAUAUUACUAUCGAUAAGGAUCUGGGACUGCUCCUGCCGGAGAGAGCGGUCAUAUACGAGAAGGGCGACGCCCGUACUACUAUCGAUCUGAUAUAG
This is a messenger RNA of Aspergillus brunneoviolaceus CBS 621.78, 951 nucleotides long. RefSeq lists its product as uncharacterized. NCBI's taxonomy places the organism in Eukaryota, Fungi, Ascomycota, Eurotiomycetes, Eurotiales, Aspergillaceae. The transcript has 7 exons. Bases 1 to 951 code for a protein of 316 amino acids. The record is from RefSeq and is a predicted model, not a curated record.